AUGGCCCGCGGCCCCGCUCUCCGCCCUCCCUCCCUCUCCCGCCUGAGGGGAAGGGGCCGGGCCGGGCCGGCCCGCGCCGCCCCCGCUACCUGCGGGCGGGGGCGGGCCUGGGAAAGUUUGUCUCUGUGGUUGGCUGCGCCGCGCGGCGCGGCCGGUCGGGGCGGGCGGGCGGCUCCGUGCGCUCGCAGGGCAGCGAGCGGCCGGCCGAGGAGCGGCCGCCGCCGGUGCCCCCGGGCCAGCCCAGCCUGCGCGCCCGCGGUCCCGCUCGCCCAGGGAGAGGCGCCGCGCAGCCCUGCCAGCAUGGGGCACCGCGGGGAGAGGGCGUCCUGCCUGCCUCUCCUCCUCCUCGUCCUGCUGCUGCUCGCUUUGUGCAGAGGGCGCAUUGUGAGAGUGCCCCCGGGUCCCCUCAUUCGAGUGGUGGGCACGGAGGUGGCCAUCCCGUGCAGCGUGAGUGACUAUGACGGACCCAGUGAGCAGAACUUUGACUGGGAGUUCUCCCGGGACACUGACUUCGUGCGGAUAGUGAGUACCUGGGAUUCUACCUUCACCUCUGAGGAGUACCAAAAACGCGUGGGCCGCGGGGAUAUCAAACUGAGACGGAGCAGCAACGAUGCUGUGGAACUUGUGAUUAGGAACAUCCAGCCAGCUGACCAAGGGAGAUACAAAUGUUCCACGCCCAGCACUGAUGCCACCGUUCAGGGAAAUUAUGAUGCAGAGGUCCAAGUGAAAGUGAUUUCCGACGGUUUGUCCGUGAGCGGCUCCAAAGCUCGUUCCUCCACGUCUCUCCGGCUGUCCGAGGGCGACUCCUUCAAGCUGCGCUGCUCAGCCGCCACCGCGUCCCCGGAGCACACGCACCUGCACGUCACCUGGCAGGUCAGGAGCGGCUCCUCUUGGCGGGACGUCCUCUCUUUGACGCACGAGGGCAAGUUCCAGCCGGGCCCCGGCUACGAGGAGCGCUACCGCAGCGGGGACAUCCGCCUGGACACGGGCGCCAACGACACGUACCGGCUCUCCGUGUCUCAGGCCUCCUCCGCCGACGGCGGCGCCUACCGCUGCCUCGUCAGCGAGUGGGUCCGAGGGGCCGACGGCGCGUGGCAGAAGAUCCAGGAGAAGAGCGUGGAGAUCGCCACGGUGUCCAUCCAGAGGACCGCUCUAGAUGUGGUCAUCUCAACCAGCAAUGUGUCUGUGACCGAAAGAGACUCCCUGGAUCUUACAUGCAACAUCACGACAGACAGAAGCGGUAUUUUCCAAGCAGAGGUGAUGUGGUAUUUUUCUGCAUCACCUGAUGACACCUUGUCAGAUGCUCAGCUCUUGCUGAGCAUGGACCACGAUUCUGUUGUCAGUGAUUCAACUCUGAUCAGCCUCAGCCACGUGGACAGGAACUCCUACCGCCUCCUGGUGCGCGAUGUGGAUGUGGAGGACUCUGGCUACUACUUCUGUGAAGCUGCUAUCUGGGUGCCACUGCACAAUGGGAGCUGGCAUAAGGUGGUGGAGAGGACCUCUGCACCAGUCAGCGUAGUGGUGACAGCACUGGAGCCAGACUAUGACGUGUUCCUGAAUGCCUCUAAAACACCCAAGUUUUCAGAUGACCCCACAGAGCUGAACUGCAGGAUCACAAACGUCCAGGACACCGAGGCAAACAUCCGCUUCUCCGUGUCCUGGUACUACCGGCAGCGCCUGCCCGGUGACGACGCGGAGCCGGAGGAGCUGCUGGCUUCCAUGGAUGCAGACUGGGCUCUGCUGCCUGGGGACAGGGCCAGAGAGAGGAUUCAGAACGGGGAAAUCAUCUUGGCCAAAAAGUCUGCAGACACCUUCAGCUUGAGAAUCCAGUGGACUUCGGAGAAUGACAGAGGGGAUUAUUUCUGUGUCAUCUCGGCGUGGAGCAGGCACCGCAACAACAGCUGGGUGAAGAGCAAGGAUGUGGCUUCUGCAUCUGUCAACAUCUUCUGGGCUACACAAGAUUACACGCUCACAGUGGAGGCGGUGAAAUUGAAGCCAUUCUUUGUAGCAGGCCACACCUUUGAGAUGACGUGCAAAGUGUCCUCCAAGAACAUCAAGACGCCGCGCUACUCGGUGCUCAUCACGGCCGAGAAGCCCCUGGCGGACCAGUCGAGUCCCAACGGCACCACGCGCAUCAUCUCCCUGAACCAGGACUCGGUGGUGCGCCUGGAGGACUGGACGGACCAGACGCGCGUGGACGGGGUGGUGCUGGAGAAGGUGCAGGAGAACGAGUUCCGCUACAGGAUGUACCAGACCCAGAUCUCGGACGCCGGGCUCUACCGCUGCGUGGUGACCGCCUGGUCUCCGGGCGGCGGGGGCAUGUGGCGUGAGGCCGUCAAUGGCUUGUCCAACCCUAUCCAGAUAGACUUCCAGACAUCAGGUCCUGUGUUCAAUGUCUCGGUGCAUUCUGACAGCCCCACGAUUUACCAGGGUGAGGUGGCAGAUUUGCUGUGCAUCGUCACGAUGGAAGGAAUGCCACUCGAGCCAGAUGACAUGUCCUUUGACGUCUCCUGGUUUGCCGUGCGCUCCUUUGCCCUGGACAGGGAGCCCAUCUUGCUGGCCUCCCUGGACAGGAGGGGCAUCGUGUCCCAGGGCAGGAGGAACGGGAGCAGCGAGCUGAGCCUGGAGCGGAUCAGCCCUUUGGAGUUCCGGCUGCGCGUGCACGGCUGCGAGGACCAGGACUUCGGGAACCACUACUGCCUGGUGACGCCCUGGGUGCGCUCUGCCACGGGCGUGUGGCAGCGCGAGCCCGACAUCAGAGCCAAACCCAUCUUCCUCUCUGUCAAAAUGGAUGUUCUGAACGCUUUCAAGUACCCGCUGUUGAUCGGCAUCGGCCUGGCCACGGCCAUCGGACUCCUCUCCUGCCUCAUUGGCUACUGCAGCUCCCGCUGGUGCUGCAAGAAGGAGGUGCAGGAGACGCGGCGCGAGCGGCGCCGGCUCAUGUCGAUGGAGAUGGACUGAGCGCCCAGCUGGGCACGCUGCGUUUCAGGAGAGACUCACAGGGCUCCUGGACUGUGCUGAGACACGUGCUCACAGGCCCAGACAAGACAGUGCGUUUGCUCUCUGGUUUCAGCCUGGACCUCAGCUUCUCCUCGUUACACGCCAUGUCCUGAGAACAAUCAGGCCAUAUUUAGCAAUUUGGGAGUUCUCCUUUUCCAGCAGCACUUUCUGCAUAGGGAUCAUGUCCUUCUAAUGUGCAAACUGUUGAGCCUUCUUUCAGCAGGGCCCUGUGACAAAAUUCAUUAAUGUUUGUUUGUUCAUUUGUUUUUCUCCCCCUCUUGGUUUUGGAAAGAUGUCCCUAUAUGAAAGCAAGGUGGGCAGGAUGAUGAAUGGGAAAGAGGCUGGUAAGUGUUAGACUUUCACUGUAUUAACCAAUCUACCUUCCCCCUCUGUCCCCAUCACACCAUCCUGUUCCCUUUCUCUUUCCACCUUGGUAUCUUAGAGAUUUUUCUGUGUUGGGUUGAAGGCUGGGGAAGGUUCCUGUGCUGGAGCCAUCAUGAGGCUGUUCCAGCAAAGAAUUGUUUUAUGGUUGUCAGUAUGCCUUCUCUUCCCUGGCUUUCCAAGAGAUUGCAGUUAAUCCUGACACCUAACUUGCCUGGUGGAGGUCUGAAGCACUUUUUUAAAACCUUUUCUUUUCAGUGCUCAAAUCUCUUAGCUGUGGUGAGUAGGGACUGACUUGGCAACCCUGAAGAGUCGAUUCUCAAACAUUUGAUGGAUGUCUGCCUAUGGUCGCCUUCUCCCACACCCUUCCACCUUCUCUUCCCCCCACUACAGCUGCUCACAUGGUGCCUGAGACCCUGUCCUGCUUGUGGCAGGGGGGCACGUGGUAUCUAGGGACAAGGCUCAGCCUGCUGCUGGCCUCUGCAGGGAGGUUGGAGACCUUGCUUCCCCGGGUGAUGGUGUGACCUAUGAAAAUAAUAAGAGAUGGAUCUUCAUCUGCAGUUGGCCAACUGAUCAUGUUUAGAGACUCAUAAACUAUGUAUUACCAAAUGCACAGACCAGACUUCAGUGCUGCUUCUGCCAGUCACUCACUGGUAACCUCAAACCUGUGAGCAGAACCUGAGAUCUGCAGUAGCUGCAGUGCAGCUCAGGGUAGGAAUAAGAGCAAGCCCAAGAGGGCAGCAAGAAUCCUUCAGGCUCCCAGGGCCCUGGUCUUGAGCAUGAGCCUUUCAGAGGGGCUUUUCCCCUGGGCUUGAGACCUAUUCCUCGGUGCUAUAGUGUGGAACUCCUGCUUUGGUCUUCCAAAUACACUGACCUGGCUCCUGAGGGGGAGCAGCAUCUUUGCCAGGCAGUUCUGUCUUCCCAGCACGGCUGGUGUUCUAAGCAAUAAGGGUCAGAAUAAAGAUGCUGUGUACAAACCAACGAGGAAGUGGGACCUCACCGCAGUCUGAUGUCACAGCCGUGGUUUGGCUUGCGUCAGGAAGGGUGAGAAAUGCAGAGAUGAGGCCAGGGCUCAAUCCUUACCAUGGCUUUUAAAAGAUGGUAAAGAAGACCAUCCAUGGAAGGUAGUGGCUGUGGUGUGCUGUUGCUAAUUAGACAUGAGUUAUGUCCUAAACAAUCUGCUUCUCUAAUAGCUCAUCCCACUGCAUAUUCCAGGGGAGCUGCAGGUCUGGUA
Molecule: messenger RNA, 4615 nt
Organism: Melozone crissalis (California towhee)
Lineage: Eukaryota; Metazoa; Chordata; Aves; Passeriformes; Passerellidae
Product: prostaglandin F2 receptor negative regulator-like
Source: RefSeq, a predicted model, not a curated record